AUGCGUUAUGCCAUUGGUCCGUUCCCACCGUGUGGCGAGCUCUGCUACUUUCUGAUUGGACAAGACUGGAACACUGUCCCUAAAACAGGAUCGAUGACGUGUGACACGCCUCUUCCAUUUAUCUGCGAGGGUGCUUUAAUUUAUGGAGAUCCCAACCCUGUUGUCAACGUGAAUACUUCAGUUCUCUCCUCGGGCUCGAUCACGGUAACUUGGUCAAGGCCCGCUUCUGGGGGCUUAACGGGCUUCCGAAUCACACUACACGCUGCAGCAGCCGCUCAACUGAUCGCUCAACAAUACGUCAAAGCCGAUAGUGACCCUCAUCAGGCAGUGUUCAGCGGGUUGGACGGCGGGACGGUGUACACGGCGGCUGUGUUCACGGUUAACGGACCGAGGGAAAGUGAUUCCGUCACAAUAACUUCAACAACAUUUCCGAACCAGAUCCAUUGUCUCCAAACUGUGGCCAGGGAGAAAAAGAUGACCGUUUCCUGGCUGCGUCCCGCGGGGAGAGUGGACGGUUACACGGUGGAGCUCACCGGGCCCGGCAGCAAGAGCAAGGAACUCAACGAGGCGGUGGACGUGAAUGACGGAGACACGCUAGAAUGCGAGUUCAAAAAGCUCAAGAAAAACUCCGAGUACGACUUGGUAGCCUACGCUUGGGUGUGGUACAACGGGGCCAAACUGUACUCAGCGACGGUCGAAUACCAAGCAACAACGACAUCUAGGAACAGUCAAGAGGAUGCAUCAGAGCCGUGCGAGCCUGUCGUCUCCUCGGCAGAGGUGGUAACUAGCCUUCCUGUCACUACGGAGCUAACAACACAGGCAACAUUCUGCCCAGAGAUUGAUUACGUUGAACCGACAACGAUGCUAACCACAACCCCUGGUGCUACGACUCUUACUACCCAGACUGAAACAAUGACAGCAGCAACAAUGUUGGGCAGCGCUUCGCUAGCUGUGUCAAUCGCAUCAACUACCGAGCAUCCACAAACAGUUGAAUCAACAACGGACAUCCCAGCCUCCAUGGAAACUCGGGAAUUCACAACGCCUAUUGAUGCAUCAACAGAGGAGAUUCCUGCAACGUCAGUGGUGAGCAUCUCCACGCCUUCUCUUCCGAUAUCGCCAUUUUCAGAACACCCACAACCAGUUGACUUAACAACGCAAGGGGCAUCCACCGUUUCAACUUCAACAGCAGAAGACAGUCCUGCAACAACAUUGAGAAAAAUCACGACUUCGUUGCCGAUCACUGCGAGCCCGCACAAUCAACACAUUGUUGACUCAACAACUGUAGCAGCAACCUCGGAGGUGUAUUCAACACAAGUUUGGGCGACAUCAGUUGGACCAACCACUCAACAUGCAACACAGCAGGACUUGACAAUCGUAACACAAACAGAAUAUUCGGACACGAAAGCAACUACCAAGGAUAUAUCAACAACGAUAUCCACACAAUCAACUAAUGAUGAAGCAAAAGGCACCGCUACCCAAAUCACGUCACUCACAUCUUCGGAAGGCUCAACUACCGUAACAACCGAAGAAACAUCCACCAUAGCGUCUAGUACACUAAAACUAUCGACAUCUGUGGAAUCAACCCCAGAUACACAUGCAACGCCCCUACAAACUAUUACAGAUGUGACAAGUCUAACAGUUCUACCAUCAACUGCCGGCUCACCAUCCACCGCAUCAUCCACAACGACGGAUGAGAACAAUCCCGUCAAGCACUCAACAACAAUAUCAACCACAGAUGGACUUACAAGAUUUGAGGCAACAAGCACUGACCGUGCAUCAUCGUCAUAUUUCAACAUCGCACCAACUACUACAUCUUCAUCCAAAACGUCCUCCACCGAAACCUCUACCAUUUCAACUUUGGAUGACUUAACCGCCAGUUUCAUGUCAACUAUACCAAUAGAUCCGUCAACGCAAGAGCAACAGAACAAUCCGUCAUACAAAUUGUCCACCGCUACAGCUUUCUCGAUGUCACCCACAACAACCAGUGCUGAUUUAUCAACUUCAAUCAAUGAUCACUCUGUACUGGUUCCGUCUACAGAGUCAACAACAGAAACAGGUAAUCCCAUCUCUGCCACCAACUUUGGGAUGCAUAGUUCACCUGGUCUCGAUUCAACAACCAUCCCAACCAAGCCACCGGCAAAACUCACGACCGAUGUGGAAGGCACACCAAAGCAAUUUCUGACCGCGGGUGAUUCGGAAGUGGUAAAGGGUACUCAGACCACCAGCAUGACGACAAUAACAUCGAUCUCUGAUCUACAAGACUGUUUAAUGUCUACCUCUCCAACCAGUAGUGAUGGACCUACUACCAACAGUUCUCCAGACAACGAACAUACCGCAGUCAAACUCAUAGCUCAAAUCUUGGACUUCUUCUUGAAUAAGCCUGACGACAUCGUGGGCCUCUUGAAUUGCGUCGACGGCACGAAUACCUCUCCUCCCGUUCAGAAAUUACCGUGGCCUGAUAUUCUGGAAACACUGCUAGACAAAGUGGUGCAAAGUGUUCGGACGACAGUUGAAGAGACUACGGUUAUUCGAGUCAAAGGUCAUCCGUUAGCAGGCAGUACAGAUGUGCAAGUUGUGUUCACAAACUCAAAGAACGGGCGUUGUAAGGGUUUGCAGAUCAACAAAACGGAUUCUUCAGACUCAACCGUCCACUUACCAGGAUCUGUUCUCUACGACAAUGGACCGCGAUGCCGAUCUCUGCUGCUGAUCAACAUGGAGGAAUUGCAGGAUAUUUUACCACCCGAACAAUGUGUUGACAACAGUGAAUUUACCUGUGAGGAGCUGUUGACGCCAUUCUCCCUAGUGACUAUCGCGCUCAAGCCGCCGAAAUCACAGCCCUUCCCGGAACAUGUCACGAUUGAGUUCCCGGUACCGGCGACGGAAUUGAUCCCAGUGUGUGUUUGGGUUGAGGCCACCAUUCACACAGAUAAAACCAAAACAGGCUAUUCGUGGAACAGCAAAGGCUGUGAGACGCUCAUCAAUAGAGAGGCAUCCACCGUAGUUUGCCAGUGCUAUCACCUGACAAGCUUUACUGUCAUAAUGAAAGUGACUGAUUUUGAGAUUGACGAAGGACAUGAGAGGGCGCUUCAGCUGAUUAGCAUGCUUGGAUGCAUUGUGACCGUCGUCUGCGCAUGCCUGACGAUCGCGAUUUAUCUCUAUCUGAGGUAA
Messenger RNA from Patiria miniata (bat star), 3168 nucleotides. RefSeq names its product mucin-3A-like. NCBI's taxonomy places the organism in Eukaryota, Metazoa, Echinodermata, Asteroidea, Valvatida, Asterinidae. The transcript is spliced from 13 exons. The record is from RefSeq and is a predicted model, not a curated record. The coding region runs from base 1 to 3168 and encodes 1055 amino acids. Gene Ontology annotation, molecular function: protein binding.